Molecule: messenger RNA, 576 nt
Organism: Striga hermonthica
Lineage: Eukaryota; Viridiplantae; Streptophyta; Magnoliopsida; Lamiales; Orobanchaceae
Source: the annotation of a GenBank genome assembly
AUGGCCCUCGCCGGUAGUUUGAGUCGGAUCAUCUGCAGCACGCCGCACGGCGCGCCGUGCAUCCGCAUCGUCCUCCUCCGGCCGCCGCUAAACCCUUCGUCUCCUUCGCGGCGAGCCUCGAAUUUCAUCGUCUCCGCGAAGGGGUCGAGGACCGGAAAAUUCGACAGCAAGAACCGGAGAAACAGUCCUUUCACGACGACUAAGGAGGAAGAAGAAGAAAAAGAAUGGUCUUUAGGAGAGGAAGUGAACGGCGCCGACGAGUUUGGUGCCAACGCCGCCGUUGAUGACGGAUUUGUCGUGCCGGAGCUUCCCGGGGAUAAGCCGGACUUCUGGGAAGGUCCCCAGUGGGACGCUCUAGGGUUUUUCGUUCAGUAUAUGUGGGCUUUUGGCGUUGUUUUCGCGUUAGUUGCUUGUGGUGUAGCUGUGGCUACGUAUAACGACGGAGCAACAGAUUUCAAGGAAACUCCCGCAUAUAAGGAAGCAAUACAAUCACGGGACCUUGAUGAAUUAGAUGAUGCUGCCACCUCAGAUGUAUUCGAGUCGAACCCAACAGAAGAAGCACCAAGCUUGGAGUAG